AUGCAUUGUUUGUUGGCUCAGUGGGACUGAAAGUCAAAAGAGAAGAAGGGGUUUACUGAAACAAAUUCUUUCAGAAACAAAAACAAUGAAAUAACUCUUCGAAUUUACCCAAGCAAUCCCUCCCCUUGAACCAUACUCUCAGCUAAAUAUAUAAAACCCCAUUGCAGUUCAGUUCAGUUUCACUCCCAGAUCAAUAAAAUCUCAAAAAAAUGGGGGCAACAGUGAAAAUGGAGAAGAACACGACGAAUCCAUUGACGAAGGAGCAGAAGGGGUUCUUAGCAAUGAAGGGAUGGAAACUGAAGACGAAGCAGCAAGAAUUGUUGAUUCGGGUUUCGAUCUUGCUGUUGGUGUAUGUCCUUGCGUUCAUCACCCGGCUUUUCAGCGUCCUGAGAUACGAGUCGAUGAUCCACGAGUUUGAUCCGUAUUUCAAUUACAGAACCACUCUGUAUUUGACCCAGAAGGGGUUUUAUGAAUUCUGGAACUGGUUUGAUUACGAGAGUUGGUACCCUUUGGGUCGAAUUAUUGGCGGAACCCUUUAUCCUGGUCUUAUGGUUACUGCAGCAAUUAUUUAUUGGGGAUUGAGAUUUCUCAGGUUUGCUGUUCACAUUCGUGAGGUGUGUGUGCUUACGGCGCCCUUUUUUGCUUCCAAUACCACUUUGGUUGCCUACUUCUUUGGAAAGGAGCUGUGGGACUCUGGUGCAGGGCUUGUAGCCGCAGCAUUGAUUGCCAUUUGCCCUGGUUAUAUCUCUAGGUCUGUAGCUGGAUCAUAUGAUAAUGAAGGGGUGGCUAUCUUUGCGUUGUUGCUUACGUUCUAUCUCUUUGUAAAGGCAGUGAAAACUGGUUCCCUCGCUUGGGCAUUGGCCUCAGCUUUUGGAUACUUUUAUAUGGUUUCAGCCUGGGGUGGUUAUGUCUUCAUAAUUAACUUGAUCCCACUCUAUGUGUUGGUUCUCUUGAUUACUGGGAGAUAUUCGAUGAGAUUGUAUGUGGCUUACAACUGCAUGUACGUUCUAGGAAUGUUGCUUGCCAUGCAGAUUCGUUUUGUGGGUUUCCAGCAUGUGCAAUCUGGAGAGCAUAUGGCCGCAAUGGGAGUCUUCUUCUUGAUGCAGGUCUUUUACUUCUUGGAUUGGGUUAAGCACCAGCUGAAUGAUCCAAAAUUAUUCCAUGCUUUCUUGAGGAUUACAGUAUCAUCUGCUGUAGGUUUGGGUGCUCUUGCCUUAGGUGUUGGCACUGCAUCUGGGUACAUCUCACCGUGGACAGGACGAUUUUACUCAUUGCUAGAUCCAACAUAUGCAAAGGAUCACAUUCCCAUUAUAGCAUCUGUGUCUGAGCAUCAACCGACAGCAUGGUCAUCGUUCAUGUUUGAUUUCCAUAUACUUCUUAUCCUUUUCCCAGCUGGGCUGUAUUUCUGCUUCAAAAGGCUGUCAGAUGCCACAAUUUUUAUAAUGAUGUAUGGUCUUACAAGCAUGUAUUUUGCUGGCGUCAUGGUUCGGUUGAUUCUUGUAGCUACACCAGCUGUAUGCCUGAUUAGUGCUAUCGCUGUCUCAGCCACCAUAAAGAAUCUCACUCAGGUGGUUAGGUCGAAACCAAAGACAAGUCCUAGUGGUUCCAGCAAGGGAGCUACUGGUGCGAAGGCGGCUGCUAAGGGUUCAUUUGAUCAGUCUCUUCCGUUAGAAAGAAAUGGUGCUAUUGCAUUACUUCUUGGUGCAUUUUACUUGCUGAGCAGAUAUGCCAUUCAUUGUACUUGGGUUACUUCAGAAGCAUACUCCUCCCCAUCAAUUGUAUUAGCUGCCAGGGGUGCCCAUGGGAACAGAGUCAUUUUUGACGAUUACCGUGAAGCGUAUUUUUGGUUGCGGCAGAAUACCCCUCCUGAUGCCAAGGUCAUGUCUUGGUGGGAUUAUGGCUAUCAGAUCACUGCAAUGGGAAACCGUACUGUUAUUGUGGACAACAACACAUGGAAUAAUACACACAUUGCAACCGUUGGCCGUGCUAUGUCAUCUUAUGAGGAUGAAGCAUAUGAGAUAAUGAGGUCGCUGGAUGUGGAUUAUGUGUUGGUUGUGUUUGGAGGUGUUACAGGUUAUUCUUCUGAUGAUAUCAACAAAUUCCUCUGGAUGGUGAGAAUUGGUGGUGGAGUUUUCCCUGUCAUAAAGGAACCCGAUUACCUGGUUAAUGGCGAGUAUCGUGUUGAUAAGGGAGCUGCACCAAAGAUGUUGAACUGUCUUAUGUACAAGCUAUCUUAUUAUCGUUUUGGUGAGCUGACUACUGAAUAUGGAAAACCUCCUGGAUAUGAUCGAGCAAGGGGCGUUGAAAUUGGAAAUAAGGACAUCAAGCUUGAACAUUUGGAGGAGGCUUUUACAACAUCAAACUGGAUUGUAAGAAUUUACAAAGUCAAACCACCCAAUAACAGGUGGUGAGCGCGUUUUCGAUGCAAGAUCACCUCCACGGCUCCACCACCCUCUUUCUUGUCAGGACAAAAAGAUAUUCGUAGUGUUGAGUGUUGGGAAGAGAUGUUGAUUAUAUUGUGAGUUAGUAAUUUAUAGUUUUUUUACUGUAAACAUUUGAGGCUCCAAAUCUUCGGGAUCCCUUUUUUGCAGAAUCAGAUAGGACAACUUUUUAACUGUAGUUAAAUCUAGUGUUCAAAACGUUCGAUGAUAUUCAUAAUGCAUUUCUCAUGUUUUGUUCGGAA
Molecule: messenger RNA, 2683 nt
Organism: Oldenlandia corymbosa var. corymbosa
Lineage: Eukaryota; Viridiplantae; Streptophyta; Magnoliopsida; Gentianales; Rubiaceae
Source: the annotation of a GenBank genome assembly